Manis javanica (Malayan pangolin) is the source of this 1183-nucleotide messenger RNA. Lineage: Eukaryota; Metazoa; Chordata; Mammalia; Pholidota; Manidae. The record is from RefSeq and is a predicted model, not a curated record.
AUGACGGGGAGUCGCGCCGACGCGCCGGGACUGGGGAGCCGAAGCUCGGGAGGGAGGUGGCGAGGAGGGAGCAGGGCGAGCGCCCAACCGCAGCCAGCCGGCCCCGCGGGCCGCGGGAGGUACCAAAAGGAGGGGAAAGGUCACGCGAGCGGGGUUACUCUGGGCCAAAGCCCUCGGAUGUUGAGGGCUCCGCGUAUCGAAGCUCGAGGGGGCGGGGCGCGCACCGGGAAGGCGGGGAGAGGCGGGGCGUGUGCGCUCCCGCCAGCAGGCCUCGCGGGGACGCGCGCCGUCCUUCCGAGCCGGCGCGAGCGGGAAGCGGAAGGUGUGCUAGCGCAGCUCCGGGCGCGCCCGCACCCCACGCCCCACGUCCCGCCCCGCGCUAGGGCGCACAGGCUGCGCCGUGAUCAGUGGCGUGGGUCACACUGCGCUCUAGGCUCUGUCCGCUCAAAGUCUGGCCAACGAGAUCUGAGGGCAGGGGAGGAAAGGGAUUACAUGUCUUUGCUGCGAGCUGGUGGAGGAAGGCGGUUUCCAGAGGAGAACCUGGGCAACUGUCCUCCUCAGAACUGCCAGCUGCCCUUCCCUAGAGCGCCCGGUAAUAAAUACCUAAGGCUGCCUGCUGCUUGCGACCACGCUGCUCCCAGUCGUUGGGCUGUCAACGCUUUGUGGUGCCUGAGAAGGCUUGAAAGCUCUGUUAGCUGUGUUCCUGUACUUCCUGGGUCGGGAGAGAGCGGCACUACUAUAAAUUCUACAGAUUGAGAUGUAAACAAGAGGCAAGGUUUCAGCCCACUCUUCCUUCUCCACAGAGCCACAGAAGCAGAGCCUGAGCUGCCGUGCUUAAAGUGAGCGAUGAUCACCAAAGCUUUUAAUGAGAUGAAAGUAGGAAAUCUGCAUAGAGGAGAUCUAAGAAAAGGCGGGCAAAAAGCAGUUCUCUUCGGUUUAAUCAAUGACAAAAGACCAUUAUAGAGGAAGCAAAACAUCUCGGUGACCCUGGUGAUGCUGUAGAGGACACCUACGUGUCUUUUGUGAAGUUUUUCCUGUUGAAUGCUUGCUGAUUUGCUUUGUAUGAUGCCACAUACAAAACACAAGAGUCUUCAUAAAGAAGAUCCAGUACAGUCAACCCUUGAACAACACAGGUUUGAACUGUGUGAGACCAUGUAUAUACAGAGUUUUUUCAAUAAACAUA